UGUAUACUGUUACAACAAUAUUUUAUUAAAAACAACCAAACAAACAAAAAUGCUUUCUCCUACAAAAAAGGAGAAGGAAAAAAAUAAAAAUCAGAAAAAGAAAUCAAAUCAGAAUCAACAAGAAUUAACAAAUGGGCAACAAGUAGCACUAAUACAGAACGGAAAUAAACAUAAUGGAGAUACAAAAAGGAAUGGCAUUUCCUCUCACCAUCUCCUCCCUUCAGAAGAAGACAAUUCAGAAUCUACAAGUAUUGUGGAUGAUAAUUCUGCCUCAUUAACUCUACAACAAACCCAUUUAAUUGAAAAUGAAGGGCAAAGCGACGUUUUAAAAACAGAAGAACAUUUUACUUCGGAAAUCAAAUCUUUUGUGGUUGUUAAUCCUCCAAAAUUUAAACAGAGAAUAAAAGCAUAUCGGUUAAAAUCAAUAGACAGGGUAACCUUGGUUGCAGAAGUACAAAGUUGGCCUGUUGCUGAAUUUGAAUGGUUUUGCAACGAUAAACCUGUCAACGAGAUAAAGAAUCAAGAUACUAUAUUUACAGUAAAAACAAGUGGAAAUGUUAGCAUAAUGAACAUACAAAAUUCUCAAAAACAAACAGAAGAAACGAGCAAUUUAAUUAUUGGAAUACUCUCCCCACCCCCUACACCUGAACCGACUACAACACAUUCAAAGAGUACAAAGAGGCCGCCUAGAUUUUUGACUGAUGUGCCUAAUUUAGCUUUGAUUAACUCAGAAAUUGCUGUAGUUGAUGUUGAAGUUAGACCUGUUGCUGAUAGUUUUACAUGGUAUCUGGACGGUCAUCUUAUUGCUGAAAUUAUCCCAGCAAACACAUCAGAAGACGUAUUUCCAAUAGAUUCUGCAAAUGCAACAUUCUUUCUACCAAAAUCUGGGCAAUGUGUUGCUCAUUUCAAAGAGGCAAAGCCUGGACGGUAUACUUGUGUUGCCAAAAACGAAGCAGGAAUAGCCAAAAGUACAGGGUUUAUUGAGAGAAUAUCAGAUUUAAAUUCAAUCUCCAACAUUCAUUCAAAUCUUCUACGAGAAACAACACUUCCCCCUAUAAGUAGUGAAGGCAGAGGAGGGUCAAGAGAAAGAUUUUCUGGCUCACGCACAAAAACAACAAUUCACACAACUACUGUAGUACAUCGCUCCUCUAGUCUACCAAAAAGAAAAGCUUCUGGGGAGAGUUCUAGGGCGGAUAGUGAAUUCGACUCUUCUCUAAUUGUCCGCCCAAAAAUGGCAACUCCAGAAAAAGAAAGUGUUAAUGCUGACAGAACCCCAAUUAUACCUAAUUUUGUUGUUUUCCCGCCCCCAACAAUCUGCCUUUCAAAACAAAUGCAAAAAACACUUGAAUUACACGUCGCUUGCCAAGCUUAUCCACCAGCACAAAUAACUUGGUUUAUUAACGGAAAAGGAUUGGCAGAGGAGUUGGAGAAAAAUGAAUAUCGAGUACUUACUGAACAUAAUGAAUCUAGAUUGUUAGUAGAGAGUGGGGGAGAGGGUGGUUUACCUAAGGAAGGAAUUUAUGUAGCGGAGGCUUCAAAUGCAUAUGGAACGGGAAGAUGUGAAACGAUGGUUACCAUCUCUGAUGAUUUGUCUACGAUUGAUGAAAACUCUCUAGAUGAUUCCGAAACAGUAACAAAAAUAAUUCAAAAAAGAGUAGAACGCCAAGAAUUGUUUGAACAAGAUUCUGACGAGGAGGAUGAAUUUUUAAACGAAAAGGAGGGGAACAGCGAUGAUAAAUUUUUUGUGAGUACACAAACUAUUGAAGAAGCACCAAUGAGGGAAGUUGAACAGAUUCACAUUUUACAACAAAAGAGACCCGAAAUAGUUCUAGCUCCAGACAGUCGAAUAUUUGUUCCAGGUGGACUUCCUCUUGUUUUAGAGUUGAAAGCGGAUUCGGAAAGUGAUUGCACUAUUCGUUGGUAUUUAAAGAAUUUUGAAUUGCAUCCAAAUGGAAAUACUGUGAUCGUUGAGAAUUUGGAAAGAAAUCAUGAGAAACUCACAAUUCUAAACCCAACAGAAGGAAUUUACAAAGCGGUAAUUCAAAAUGAUCAUGGAAUGGCUACCUACGAAUGUCGAGUACUUGUAGAAGUUCCACCUCAAAGUGAUCAAGAUUUGCCAGAAUUUAUGCAACGUUCUCGUGCCUUACUUCUAAAAUCGCCUACACCCCCUCCAAUCUUUAAACCAGAAAAACAGCGUCCAACAAAAGAAGAAAGUGAAGCAGUUAAACGGAUUGAUAUAGCUCCAAAAAUUAUUUCAGAAUUUGAAGAGGUUUAUAGAAUAGGAGAGAAUAUGCCUUUUGAGUUAGAUGUUAAAGCAGAGGCUAGACCUGAAGCUCAAUUUCAAUGGAAGCAUAACAAUUUUGAAAUAAAAUCGAAUGAUCAAGUACAAAUUAAACAUGCUGGUGAGAAUAACGAAAAAAUAUCUUUUGCCAAAGCGGUUGAUGGAAUUGUCGAAGUUCAUGCUGUGAAUAAAUUAGGAAAGGAUAUUAAACGAACAAAAGUGAUAGUCGAUUAUAAUUUUGAUCCUUCAAAUGAAAAUAAUGUUAAUAAAAAACUAACUGAAGAAAUGGAAGAAAGGAAGGAAGGGAAGGAUGAAGGGCCAAAAAAAUUAGAAAAGCGGAAGAAAGAUACUCAAGGAGUGAAGGAAAAUGGAGAUUUAGAAGGUGUUGAAACUAGUAAAAAGAAAGAUAAGAAGAUAGCUGAUAAAGCAAAAGAAACUGAAGCAAAGGAUAGUUUGGAGAACGAUUUAAUUAGUAUUGAGAAACAGGAGGGUAAGUUCAAAUUAGAGGCAGGACUGAGACUUGAUCUUAAGCGAAAAUCUUGGUUAUCGGGAUCGAGAUUUUUCGAGAUAUCUAUCUCGGGACACUCCCAAGUAGGCGCAAAGCCAUAA
Molecule: messenger RNA, 2890 nt
Organism: Meloidogyne enterolobii
Lineage: Eukaryota; Metazoa; Nematoda; Chromadorea; Rhabditida; Meloidogynidae
Source: the annotation of a GenBank genome assembly